Acaulospora morrowiae is the source of this 1785-nucleotide messenger RNA. Lineage: Eukaryota; Fungi; Glomeromycota; Glomeromycetes; Diversisporales; Acaulosporaceae. The record is from the annotation of a GenBank genome assembly.
GGUAGUGGUUCCUUUUGGGACUUUCAAGCUUCAAAAGCUUUGAAACAAGAACUUAGGGAUGCUAUUAGGGAUCAUUUCAAAUAUUGGAAGGCUGGAAAACGUAACAAAACAACAAUAUCGCAAUACUUCAUUCUAGCAGGAGCUGGAGAAGGAAAAUCUCGCACUGCACAAGAAUUGCCGAAAUUGCUAAUGGAAUGUACAAAUAAUUUAUUACAACAACCCGGUAAAGUUUGGCUUGGGUUUAAGCAGAAGAAUCAAUAUAAUGAACCACCAGAUGAUGUAUUAUGUAGAAUUGCCAAACAUCGUAAUCAAGAAUACAAUGAACUGAACGUAAUUAUUAUUCUGGAUGGGUUACAGGCGGCAAUUAAUGAAAAUAUGGAUAGAACGGACAAAAAAUCCUUUUUUUACGAUUGUAUCUCUGCACUUGGUAUGCUUUCACUUUCUGUUCCAUUUAUUAUUACCUGUUGUACAGCUACUAUUAGCAUGCCCAUUCACAGUUUCCUUGCCAGUUCACAACAAUUGAGAGUUUUUCUCCCAGUGACAUCAUUACGACCUCCGAGAAUAAACAGCAACCCAGUCUUUGUCGAUAAUCCAGUCAUGAAGAUGCUCAUAAACGAUAUGGGCGGCCAUGGGCGUGCGUUGGAGGCUUUAGUAGAUUCUAUCAGUGGAAUAUAUUUAGACAAUAUUAAUUUUAUUGAUCUAAUAAAUGGUGUACGAUCAAAUCUCGGUAAAAAAUAUCAAAUAUGGUUAAGUAAUACUGAUUAUUUGAAACCGGUCCUUCGCAUUAUUCUUUCACGUACGCAAGUUAACAAAAAACAAAAUAUUUCUACAUUUGAGGGGAAAGAAGUAACAGUAGAUGACGUAACAAAAUUUGGUCUUGUUCGAUUUGUGAGUCAAAGAGCGGAUGAAGUGUUUGGAUAUCUCACAUGUCCAUAUAUUUGGCUAUGGAUAAUGGCGCGUGAGUCACGAGAUAAAAUUUUACGGAACUGGAAUUUUAACUAUUAUAAUGAAGUACGCAAUAAAGCAGGGAACCCAAGUAUACCACCCGGUUGCCAAUACUGGCAAAAUUUUGAGUACAUUGUUGCACAAUUUCGCGCUCUAAAAUCGAAUAUCUAUGGUGAUAAUGAACAAGUUGAACUCGGAGUCAUUCAUAAUGGUGCCAAGCAUAAUUUUGGUGAUAGUACCAUAUACAAUCGAGAACUUAGGUUGGAACAAUCAGUUAAAAGGGUCAGCACCAGGUCAGAAGAUUAUAAGCAAGGUGUAAAAAUUUUGUGUCAGGAUGGAGAGGUAGACGUUACAGAAGCAAAGCAUAUCAUAAUCAAUGCACCUAGUGCAAAAUCUGGAGAUAGCUUUUGUUCGAUUCAAAUGGUGGGGACCGAACUACCACAAAUGGAGACACAUAAAUGCAAAUUGGUGAAACAAAUGAUUUCUCAGGAAAGAUUUAAAGAUGAGUAUGAAAAAGCAACAAGUCCAGGAGAUACAUUCAUUCUUUACACAUCAGCAUCCUCCAAAAAACUUGAACUUCAUCAGCCAAUGUCUGCAAUCGUUAGUAAAGACAACUGGGAAGAAUAUUUCGGACCUUUUGCUGGGAGAUGCUAUAAUUAUGCUAUGGAACAACCAAACCUUAAUGAAGUGACUUACACUCAGCUGACUGGAAUAAAUUGUAUUGGAGAAGCACGUGCUAGAAUUAUCAUGGAAGAACGAAACAAACGCAAAUUUUCCGGUAUAGACGAUUGUGAAAGAAGAACAAAAAUUCCGCGUACAUAUCUUGAACCCUUUUUUUAG